This is a messenger RNA of Haemonchus placei, 1134 nucleotides long. Lineage: Eukaryota; Metazoa; Nematoda; Chromadorea; Rhabditida; Trichostrongylidae. The record is from the annotation of a GenBank genome assembly.
AUGAAUGGAACGUGUCGUAAACUACCAAGAAACAAAGCCACAACUUUCGUUAUAGAUCCAAUUCCUAAAGCCAUAUUCGAUCUACAUCAUACUAUCGUCUUCUCAAAGCAGACGGCACCAGCUGAUGGGAUACGAGCGAUUCGAAAGGAGGGCAAAGAUGCUAUAGGGUACAUUACGCAUAAGAUUUACAAUCAUUUCUCGAAAUAUGAAACCAAAAAUGAUCCUGAUCUUGUUUAUACACAUUUUCUUCAAUUAUCACAAUGCUAUGAGUCGAUGUCUACCAACAAUAAAGUUGUUGUUUUCACUGAUGAUUUAUCAGUACGGAAAGCGUUCUAUGGACUUCUAUAUAAUUCCACACGAACUGGUCUCAUAGCGGAUUCGAAGACAAUGCAGGUCAUGGGUGUACUGUCAAUUACUGAUUUUACCAUGAUGCUUAUGAUGUUGUGGAAAUUCCGUGAGAAUAUAGAGGAAAUGAAGGGGAAACCGAUAACGUAUGACGAGUUCAAAGGAAUGGACAUAGCAAAUAUCAAGAUAAGCCGAUGGAAAGAGUUGCUCCGAAGGAAAGGAAUGCAGAGGGAUUUUAUUAGCAUCAAUUCAAAUCAAAGAUACUGUCGGGGUGGUCCUCUUCAAAGUUAUAUUAUUUGUUUCGGAGAAACUGGUUAUAAAUCUCAUACAAGUUAUUAUGCAACAGUUAAACUGCCCUACGAAACGAAAGAUUGCUCGGGAGAGAGGGAUAGAACUCUCCCAUUUAAAGACGUGUGCUCUUGUCUUUCACGACCCGAUUACAUGUAUGAAAAAGUAUCUGAUCUCAAAGUCGGGACAUAUACGGGUAUACAUUAUGCCACCCAAGAAAUGAGGCUUCUGGAUGUGUUAGAUAUGAUUAUAGACAAUAGCAUUAGCGGUGUACCUAUUGUGGAUGAAUCAACGAUGAAAGGUGAUCGUGAUGGUGUAGUGACUGCACCGGAGGACGUCAAGGUAUUAGAUUUGGUCGAAACGUUCGUCGAGAAGAACGUACAACGUGUGUUUCUCGUCGACGAUUGCUUCAGGUUGAAGGCUUUGGUCUCCCUCACCGAUCUGAUCGUUUACAUGGUACUACGACCAGCUGUCGCUCUUCAGAGCACGAAAUUGUCCUAG